AUGGCAAAGCUCAUGAAUCGCUCCGUUGCUCUAGGAGUCAUGAUUCAGCUGCUCCUACUUGCACUGCUGGGAACACUAUCGGUGCUGCUGGCAUCGAGCGUCGUCCUGGCAGCUGCAGGCCAACAACAGGGGCCCUCCGCCGCCACCCUCGGCAGUUGCCCGACGAGCUGCGGCAACCUAACCUUCGACUACCCCUUCGGCAUCGGUGCUGGUUGCUUCCGGAACCUAGACUUCGAGCUCAUCUGCAACAACUCUGUUCCUGUUCGACCCCCUGUGCUUUCUUUACGCGAUGGCAUCAGCCGGGUGACCUAUAAUAUCGUCACUGCCUAUGCCGGGGCUCGCUACGACUACCGUGGUGAAAUUGGUAUCGCCCUAACUUACACCAUCCCUAUUACAAGUGGUGUUGAUGUCUACAACAUUUCGUGGACUUCUCCUGGGAAAUCCUUCGCUCUUUCUUACGCAAGGUUUAAUGUCACUGGUUGCGGAUUUGAUGUGUACCUUGAUGAUAGGGAUACUAACACAAUGGUGCGCCGCUGCACGCUUACAUGUCCUGAGCAAAUCACGGAGGCGGUGGCCAGGCAAAACUGCAAUGGUACUGGAUGCUGCACCGUGAAUUUGGAGGCAAAUAUUCGAGCCUUUGGGCUCAACUUCGUACGACACAACCAGAGCAGUGUCGUUCAUCAGGUGCAGCCUAAUCGGAGCUCUUUAUGGGAUUACAUAAACGCAACUACACUUUAUGCCGACCUCAGUUGGAACAUCAUCGAUCAACCAAGCUGCGCCAGCGCCAAAGAAAACAAUAUUACCAACUAUGCUUGUGUUGCAAAUAACAGCCGGUGUAUUGACAGCGAAGAAUCAUUGGAUUUCGGGUAUUCUUGCCGGUGCAAUCCUGGUUACAUUGGAAAUCCUUACAUUCAUAAUGGCUGCUCCAAGGACACAGGUAUAUCAUCUCUAUAA
This is a messenger RNA of Miscanthus lutarioriparius, 954 nucleotides long. The record is from the annotation of a GenBank genome assembly. NCBI's taxonomy places the organism in Eukaryota, Viridiplantae, Streptophyta, Magnoliopsida, Poales, Poaceae.